AUGUCGUCUUUUAAAAUCAACCGAGCCAUUUGCACCCCAGACUUGUAUGCCAAAGUUCGCAGCUUCUGGUUCCAAGACGUCCCUGAAAGCGCUACUACAGCACCGCCAGCAGUAAUUCAGAAAUGGUUUGGGCAUCAUGGCACACAGGAAGAAAAGGACAGUUAUGACCAGCUGUGCCACUCAAACUUCCAUGCUGCACUAGAAUCGUUCGGACCGUCAAAAUACCAACUUCCACCUCCUGGAUCAUGGGAGAAUGAACAGGCAAAGGCGGAGGAGAUCGCAGAGCCAUUCUUGGCCGAUUGCACAGCAACUUCCGACGAUGACAAGGACUAUGGACCAAACUUCUUAAGCAUCAUCCUUCUUCUUGAUCAGCUCUCAAGAAAUAUAUUCCGAAAAGAUCAAGCCCAAAUAUACAAUCACUACGACCGCAUCGCGCGAGCUCUUCUCUACUCCGUGCUCAAGCGCUCACCUCGCGCCGAUCAGCAUUCCUCGUUCCGGUUCUCUCCCGCUCACAGAUUCUGGCUGUAUAUGCCACUGAUGCAUUCAGAGCAUAUUGAAGACCAGGACAAGUAUCAAGAGGUCAUGGUGGCGUUCAGAGAGGAGAUGGUGGGACGGGGGGACCAGCCGGCAUUGGACUUUGUGGAGAUGGCCAUCAAGGGUGCGAAGACGCAUGCUUUUGAUAUUAGGGAGUUUGGGAGGUUUCCGCAUCGGAAUGAGCACUUGGGGAGAGUUACGACGAAGGGGGAACAGGCGUUUAUGGAUGCUGGUGGGAAUAAGUUUGCGCCGAAGAAGGAGCCGAGUAAAGGCUGA
Molecule: messenger RNA, 810 nt
Organism: Cadophora gregata
Lineage: Eukaryota; Fungi; Ascomycota; Leotiomycetes; Helotiales; Ploettnerulaceae
Exons: 1
Coding region: 1-810 (269 amino acids)
Molecular function (GO): protein binding
Source: RefSeq, a predicted model, not a curated record